GCCGACUAAGACAUUCGGCACGCUGGCGUCGUGGCACUCGUCGACUUGACUCUUCUUGAUUUGGAUUCAUUUGCCACACGUGAUCGCUCGAAGGAAGCCGUCGAGGUGUUUUUGGUUUCGGUGACAUCCCCCCGUUCCCCCCACAAAAAAAGAACAAAAUCCCCGAAAAAUGAGGGGUCAUCGAAGCAACGAGCUGCCCGAAGAUUUCUGGAUACCCGUCCCUUUGGACACCAACAACAUCACAGCGCUGAGUCCGUUCCUGGUUCCUCAGGACCAUCUGGGGAGUUCCGCCACCUUUUAUGGCAUGGCUGCGUUCAUGUUCUUUCUCUUUGUGGGGGGGACGUUCAUCAACGCCCUCACCAUCGCUUGCACCAUCCAGUACAAGAAGCUCAGGUCCCACCUGAACUACAUCCUGGUCAACCUGGCGCUGUCAAACCUUCUGGUGUCAUGCGUGGGCUCCUCCACCGCGUUCUGCAGUUUUUCGUCAAGAUAUUUCAUCCUGGGACCGUUGGCGUGCAAGAUCGAAGGGUUCUUGGGGACGCUUGGCGGUAUGGUAAGCCUGUGGUCUCUCGCUGUGAUUGCUUUUGAACGAUGGCUGGUCAUUUGCAAGCCUCUGGGAAACUUUGUUUUCAAACCGGACCACGCCAUAGUUUGCUGCGUGUUCACGUGGGUGUUUGCAUUGAUCGCCUCGGCCCCGCCGCUUUUCGGAUGGAGUAGAUAUAUCCCGGAGGGUCUCCAGUGCUCCUGCGGGCCAGAUUGGUACACCACAAAUAAUAAAUACAACAACGAAUCCUACGUGAUGUUCCUCUUUAGCUUCUGCUUUGCCGUGCCGCUUGCCACCAUUAUCUUCUGCUACGGUCAGCUGCUCAUUACGAUGAAAAUGGCGGCAAAAGCGCAGGCCGAGUCUGCCUCCACUCAGAAAGCAGAGAAGGAAGUGACCAGGAUGGUGGUUAUCAUGGUGAUGGGAUUCCUGGUGUGCUGGCUACCGUACACGACCUUUGCUCUUUGGAUCGUCUUUAACCGCGGGCAGUCCUUUGACCUGCGAAUGGCCACCAUACCUUCUUGCUUUUCAAAGAGCUCCACGGUCUACAACCCGAUCAUCUAUGUCGUCUUCAACAAACAGUUCCGCUCGUGCAUGAUGCAGAUGCUGGGAAUGGGUAGUAGUGAAGAAGAGACAUCGUCAUCUACGACUUCAGUGACCGAAGUCUCCAAAGUCGGGCCUGCUUAGAGGGCGCGCUUGCGGAUUUUGAUGCCGCUGAAGAGUCAGUCACUUGUAAAUAAUAUCAAUGAAUGUUUUCGCAAUGUUAAAAAAAACAACCAAAAAAAAAACAACAACCCAACAUUCUAAUAAAGUCAUGUGCUUUUACAA
Hippocampus zosterae (dwarf seahorse) is the source of this 1369-nucleotide messenger RNA. RefSeq names its product opsin 1 (cone pigments), short-wave-sensitive 2 (gene opn1sw2). The coding region runs from base 170 to 1228 and encodes 352 amino acids. The transcript is spliced from 5 exons. Lineage: Eukaryota; Metazoa; Chordata; Actinopteri; Syngnathiformes; Syngnathidae. Gene Ontology annotation, molecular function: G protein-coupled receptor activity. The record is from RefSeq and is a predicted model, not a curated record. Gene Ontology annotation, biological process: visual perception; phototransduction; G protein-coupled receptor signaling pathway. Gene Ontology annotation, cellular component: photoreceptor outer segment; membrane.